CCAAGUCUCUCUCUUGCUUUCAUUCUACACCCAAGCAGUGGAAACACAACAGACUACUGAGACGUCCAUGGUCCUUUCUCGAUGAUCAGACUACCUAGCUGUUUCCCACUUGUUCUUCUGAGUGGGAACUGCUUCAGUAGGCCUCAAAUUUGUCUACAAGUCUAGUUUUCAUAAUGUAAGGAAUGUCAUAAACAGAUGAGGAACUUUUGUCAUGCUGCGGGUUGGAAAUUUAAAAAGGAGUGGGUGAUAAAGUUUUUUUGAGAUGUGUAGGAGGUAUGGUGAAUGUUUCCUCAUGCCGUGGUGGCGAAAAAUGUUCAAGAAACAGAAGAAAGGUCUGCGGAUUGAAAUCUCGAAGCCAGACAACUUUGAGCAUCGCGUCCACACCGGGUAUGACCGCGACUCGGGAAAGUACAUGGGGCUUCCCCGUCAGUGGGCCAACAUCAUUGGGGCUGACGAGAAGAGGCCAAGCCCCAUUGUGGACCCGUCGCUCAUCACUCCAACAGAAGUGACCGGGUUGAAGCACAUUGUCCGUGGUCCAAGCUCACCGACCGGCGUUGGUCAAUCCAAUGGCUUUGAACCCAAGAAGAUAUCAGUAGCUAGAUCCAACUCACUGCGGAAUCAGAACCAGUCCAGGUUACGGCAACGAAGAGAACAGCAACCACAGGUUGUGGAGUCACCACAUGAAGGUGAUGGGAUACCAUCGCAUCCAUACGACCAGCCUCCGCCAAGUUACUCAACGCUGCCCCGAGAACAAGGUCCCAGGGGACAUCCCGGACCCAGGGGUGACCCGGGCUACCCAGACCAUCACGCCAGAGGCAGAAUGGACAGCCAUGGUAAUUCAUACGACCCCCGCCACAGGGAUCCAAACCACAGAGGGGGUACGAUGGACAGGAGAAACAUGCCCCCGAGACCCCAGUCCCAGCACGGCGAACCAGGCAAGGGGAACUAUGAUCAAAUGGACAGACAGAGAGGGAUGAAUGAACAAGGGCAGAGACCCAAGUCAAACUAUGACUGGCCGGUGGAACAAAAAGGACCUGUGAAAGACCAAGGUAGCAUGCAACGCCACGGUCGGGAACCAGCGAACGACCAUGGAAGUAUGCAGCGCCAUGGGCGGGAACCGGUAAAUGACCUUGGCAGUAUGCAACGCCACGGUCGGGAACCACCGAAAGACAACCGUAAUAAUAGUAGGUCGGAGAGCUUCGGGAACAGACAGGAAUUGGACCAGCAGCAGCAGCGUGGGACAAGGGAGCCACCAAGAGAUGGACAUGCGCCAGGUCAGGGCAGUCGGCAUCCAGAUCCAAGGCAAAUGGAUAGGGACAGGAGACCACCAGACAACAGAGGACCAGAGAGAGCACCCCCUCCCCAGCACCAUGGUCAGAAUGGACCACCAGGGAGAUUCCAAGGCAGACCCCCUGGUGGCCAGCCACCACCCCACCAAGGGGGACCUCCACCUCACCAAGGAGGGCAUCCACCCCAGGGUGGGCAUCCUGGCGGACCUCCGAUGACACAGCGCGACGGGCCACAGGGCGGCCAUCCAGGCAUGAACCAUGCGAACCAUUCGGCCAGACACCCAGGAGGACCUCAGGGGAGGGGACCUUCUCCUCGUGAGCAUCCGGGGCAGCCGGGCCCAGGAGGCGAUAACCGAGGCGUGGGGCAUCCGCCUUCAUCUCAGUCUUCCAAUACUUUUCCAAGGCAGCAUCCACAAUCGAACUAUCCAGUGGACGAUUUCUCCCGCAUGAGUUUAGAUCGUAACGAGCAUCCCCGAUCCCCAACUUCCUCACAUUCUUCCGACAGUCACCACAUGCCACACAACGGGCCGAAUGCCCACCAUCCCCAACAAGGUCAGCCCGGUUACCCAGGGCCCCAAAAUAACUUCAACCCCCAUCAGCAGAGUCAUCCACCUCAGUCGGGACCCAACGGUGGCCCAAAUGGUGACCCUGGGCCCAACAUGCAACCGGGUCCCCACCACCAGCACCCACAGCAACCACCUCCCCAAGGGUUCCAGGGCCCCACCCCAACCCCGGCCGGCGAGCAGCGCGUGUCACAUGAACAGUUCAGGGCGGCCUUGCAGAUGGUGGUCAAUCAGGGCGACCCGCGGCAUCACUUGGACCAUUUUGUGAAGAUCGGAGAGGGCUCCACUGGGAUCGUGUGCAUCGCCACGGAGAGAGGGAGCGGACGUCAGGUAGCGGUCAAGAAGAUGGACCUGAGGAAACAGCAGAGGAGGGAGCUGCUUUUUAAUGAGGUUGUGAUCAUGAGAGACUACAAGCAUGCCAACAUCGUUGAGAUGUACAACAGCUACCUUGUAGGAGACGAACUCUGGGUUGUAAUGGAGUUCUUAGAAGGAGGGGCCCUCACGGACAUUGUCACCCACACGCAUAAGUUGGAGGAGGAGAUGAUAGCGUAUGUGUGCAAGGCCAUCCUGAAGGCAUUAGCAUUUCUACAUUCUCAAGGUGUCAUACACAGAGAUAUUAAGAGCGAUAGUAUACUGCUUACACAUGACGGCAAGGUCAAGCUGUCCGAUUUUGGUUUCUGUGCCCAAGUGUCGUCAGACAUGCCCAAGAGGAAGUCGCUGGUGGGCACCCCGUACUGGAUGGCUCCAGAGGUGAUCUCACGGCUACCGUACGGACCAGAGGUUGACAUUUGGUCAUUAGGUAUCAUGGUAAUGGAGAUGGUGGACGGUGAGCCUCCAUUCUUCAAUGAGCCUCCACUGCAAGCCAUGAGACGCAUCCGAGACAUGCCCCCUCCUAAACUCAAGAAUCCUCACAAGGCCUCACCCAGACUGCAAGGGUUCGUGGAAAGAAUGCUGGUACGCGACCCCACCCAGCGAGCCUCUGCCUUUGAGCUCCUUCAGCAUCCGUUCCUGCGCACAGCCGGACCGGAUGCUACCCUCCUCAACUUAAUGAGACAACUCAGACCCAAGUGAAGUCUUCAUGGUAACAACUAUUGUAGAAAGUCUAUGCCUCAUUGUAUAUUAUUACUUGUAUAUUAUUACUGGAUAAUUACAUCGGCUUUUAGAGUGGGCUGAUUGUGUAUUAUUUCCGGAAGAAUUUUUUUGUAUCAGCUUUAACCAAAUAAUAUGGAAAUGGGGAAGACCUAACUGAAAGUGAAGGUGCAUCACUGGGUUUGUUAACCGGGAGAAUUUUUAGCCCUAAAGAGUUAAGUGUGAACAUUCCACUUAAUCCAGAGAAUCUUUUUGUAAAUUUUUUCCUUAACACAGAGAUUCUCAGGAUUAAAGUGUGAUAGGGGCUACAAUGUAAAAAUUACCUAGUUAUGUACCAUAGAUUGCACAACAAAAUUAGUAUUCAUUUCUAAAUAGGUCCACAUGUAACAUUAAAGCCCAGUUCAUACUUCUUGCAAAUACGAAUGCGGUACAAAUUUUGACGUUGCAAAUUCACCUGCGAAACAUUUUUGCUGCGAAAAAAGCAAGACGUCAAAAUUUGCUUGGCAUUCGCGCGAAUAUGAACCGGGCUUCAAUCUUCCUGUAUGAGUUGUACAUAUUUUUUAUUAACAGUAAUUGCCUUAUACCAUUAGGAGCUUAAUUUUGAAAUAUAUGUACAGUUAGGUGAUUUUCCUGUAUGUUUUUGUAUGAAAUGCAUUUAGUUGGUAAAGGUGUUGAUUCAUGUAGACAGUACUGCUGCUUUUAUUUUUUUCUUUCUUUACGAUUGCAUACAUCUCUUAUCAAGAAAUCUCUUGAAUGUUUUUUUUCUUCACCAAGGCAAGCAUGUCCUGUUGAAUUUAUAGGGUCAGGCAGUUUCAGAGAAGUAAAAAUAAGAAACCAAACCCACUUACUGUAACAGAGAAAUAAAAAGGACUUGUUGAAGUACAUUUCAAGCAUCAGCAAGAGCGUCGAGUGUCCAUGAAGGCAUGCUCAGGAUGCUUACAAAAAAGGUCAGAAUGGCUUAAAUUUUGAUGCCUUUUGAGGUGUCCUGAUUUGGAAGUUUACACUAUUUUUUGUAUGGACAAAAUUUGGUGCUGAUGGAAUCUGCUGGAACCCAAUCAGGUUCCUCCUUGAACCAUGACCCUAUUUCUCUGCAGUUAAAAACACUGCAUUUAUCUCAAUGUUAAUUUAGGGUAUAAGACUGAGAGAUCAAAAUAAAUUGCAAGUUAAGCCCGGUGCAGACUCCAUGUGAACGUGAAGCGAAUUUGAUGUCACAUGACUGUUUUCACAGCAACUGUUUCGCAGGAGUUGAACACAGCUCAAAUAUUCAUUGCAAAUUUGUGAUGUCAAAAUUCGUAUCGCAUUCGCAGUUUCAACCGAUGUUAUGUAACCAUAAACUCAAACCCACUGCUCUUUAACUUUCUUCUUCAAGUAUUAUUUUCCUUGUUUUUUUUCGAAGGUUUAACUUGAAAUGCCAGCAUUCAAAAUGUUAUUUUCCCCAAAUUUUGUAUGUACUAUUUUAUAUUAACAAAUUAAUCUUAUGUUAGUAGAGUGUCUUAUUUCCCCAUAGUUUAUGAUCAAAGCAGUGUGCAUAGAGAAAUUAUAUUUUAUACUGUUUUUUGUUCCUGCUGCACAAUUUAAUAUCUCACACUGUGUAUAUAGUCCAGUAGGCUUUAGUUGACAAAGUUACACGCGUUUCAGACGGGCACGCCUGAAUUAAUUCUGAAUUAAGUACAUGUAAAGUUUGACGUCUGAAACAGUUAGGAGCGACUGUACACACUAGAAGUCGAAA
Messenger RNA from Asterias rubens (European starfish), 4670 nucleotides. RefSeq names its product serine/threonine-protein kinase PAK 4-like. Gene Ontology annotation, cellular component: cytoplasm. Gene Ontology annotation, biological process: protein phosphorylation; regulation of MAPK cascade; intracellular signal transduction. The record is from RefSeq and is a predicted model, not a curated record. Bases 263 to 2923 code for a protein of 886 amino acids. Lineage: Eukaryota; Metazoa; Echinodermata; Asteroidea; Forcipulatida; Asteriidae. Gene Ontology annotation, molecular function: protein serine/threonine kinase activity; ATP binding. The transcript has 11 exons.